Molecule: messenger RNA, 1500 nt
Organism: Suillus paluster
Lineage: Eukaryota; Fungi; Basidiomycota; Agaricomycetes; Boletales; Suillaceae
Exons: 11
Coding region: 1-1500 (499 amino acids)
Source: RefSeq, a predicted model, not a curated record
AUGUCUGCAGGUCAAAUUGACACCCUUCUUGACCUCUGGGCAGCAACACUUAUCAAACAUCAGGACAGUCCUCCAUUCACCGGCCACCGGGACCUAUAUGAAACCAUCGAUUUGACUCCUCUUGGCGAUGUUACUUGGGAGACUUUCUCAAUGUCCUACAAUGGAGUUAAACCGGCCAAUAAUGUUCCGCCAUGGAUGACCACCAAGUACGACGUGUGGUUCCAUGAUCCACAUCUACUUGUUCACCAUAUGCUUUCAAACCCUGACUUCGCCACUGAAAUUGAAUAUGUCCCAUAUUGGGACUAUACCGACGAGGAUAAACGCUGUUAUAAGAACUUUUUCUCUGGUGAUUGGGCUUGGAAACAAGCCGACAUUAUUGCAGAGGAUCUGGAAACCCACAGAUCAACAUUUGUGCCUCUAAUCAUUGGCAGCGACAAGACUAUGGUCUCAGUGGCCACAGGACACACUGAGUACCAUCCGCUCUAUCUCUCAAUCGGAAACAUUUUUAAUGGAGUUCGAUGCGCACAUCGCAAUGGCGUGGUGCUGGUAGGCUUCUUGGCUAUUCCAAAAAGCACAAAGGAACAUCUUGAGGACAAAGACUUUUGCAAUUUCCGCCGUCAAAUGUUUCACUCCUCACUUGCCAAGAUAUUUGAUUCCGUGAAGCUGAAUAUGACAAUCCCCGACAUUAUGCGCUGUCCUGACAGCCAUUAUCAGCAUGUCAUAUAUGGGUUAGGCCCAUACAUCGCCGAUUAUCCAGAGCAACUGGUGCUUUCAGGAGUUGUUCAAAACUGGUGUCUGAAAAUCUCAAAGGUGACGGGCCAUCUUUGCUCCAGUGCAGAGAACACACUGACCUCCUGGUUUGAGAGCUCCAGCAUGCCCACCUCUGAUACGAGUAUGCCUUUCACAAAUUAUUUUCCUCGAGCAGAUAUCCAUGAACUUCUCUCUCCAGACCUCCUGCACCAAAUCAUCAAAGAGCCGUUCAAGGAUCACCUUGUCAACUGGAGAUCAUGGAUGACAUUGAUUGAAGCGGCAGUCGCCCCUUUUGCAGGUUUAUGGCGCUUUCCAGAAGGGCGCGGAUUCAAGCAGUGGACAGGUGAUGAUUCCAAGGCUUUGAUGAAGGUCUAUCUGCCUGCCAUUAAAGGUCAUGUUCCUCGAGAUGUAGCGCUGAGAAAUUGUAAUCAUGAGUCACUGGAUGACAACAAUGACAACAACAAUGAUGCAGUCACAGACGCACCCCAAGCACAUCUGAACUGUCUGUGUGUCAAUGAACUGCAAAACCAGACUGCUGAGGGAGAUGCAGCCGAUAUCAUUGAUGGACCUACUGUCCAAGCUCAUGUGGAACUUGCUGCGAUGCCCGUGUUGGGUGGUGCACGCAAUGUUUCUGCACUCACGCGUGACCUCGAGCUUCCGAACUUCCCUACAAUGAUCCAACAAUUUCUUCAUGACCAACUUCAUAUCGCGGACCACAAGCCCCCAAUUUUGACCCUGCGACAGCACUAG